This is a messenger RNA of Peromyscus californicus insignis, 4308 nucleotides long. It is a transcript of the gene Ncf2, whose product is annotated as neutrophil cytosolic factor 2. The transcript has 15 exons. NCBI's taxonomy places the organism in Eukaryota, Metazoa, Chordata, Mammalia, Rodentia, Cricetidae. Bases 1208 to 2788 code for a protein of 526 amino acids. Gene Ontology annotation, molecular function: superoxide-generating NADPH oxidase activator activity; protein binding. Gene Ontology annotation, cellular component: NADPH oxidase complex. Gene Ontology annotation, biological process: superoxide anion generation; respiratory burst; phagocytosis. The record is from RefSeq and is a predicted model, not a curated record.
CAAUACAGUCAGUAUUUAGGAGGAGAGAAGACGAAGAGAAAACAUUCUCUCUGUAACUUAGAGUGGGGAGCUGGCUGGCACAGAGGUGGGGCAUAGGAAGGAGACUUGGAUGGAUGAGCCUGGAAGUCUGAGGAGAUUACCAGGCGAAGAAGUGAGAUAGGAAGGUCUACCAAAGACAGGGACAAGUCUUUGCAGGGACACAUUCUUCUUCAGCCCUCCUGUCUUUAUCAUACAAACCCUGUGUUGAGUUCUUUCAGGUGCCACAAAAUAAGACUUAGAAAUAGCCGUGUAUUUGACCCUCAUUAACAUGUAUUUUGCCUACCAAGAGGUCCGGACUUUGGCAGAUCUUAUUGUUUAGACACACUACCUCACUUUUCCUCAGGAAAGUUUUUUUUGUCUUGGUUGUUGUUAUUGUUUGUGUGUUUUUGUAUUAACUUUGACUUUACCAGGGCAGUGAGUAAAGGAAUCUCAAAUCUGUAUUUACAGAUGAGCGGCUCAUUAGUCAUCAAUACAGGAGCCAUGCCUUCAAUUAUUCACAGACAGGUGACACUUAGUGUCAUAUCUGCCUCCCAGUUUGAGUAUUUACAAGAAACUGAACUGGUUUGAGUUCUCUUAAAGUUAUCUCAGACCUGGAUGGACACGCAUGAUGCUCCAUCCUGUCUCAGAAAUGUGUACUGUGCUUAUUUUUUUUCCCCCAAGAUUUUAAAACAAAAAACAAAACAGUAGUGGCUGCACCCCUAUAACUCCAGAAUUCGGCCAGAAGAUUGGGAUUUCAGGCCAGCCUAGGUUAUAUCCAUCGAUGCAGCCAUAGCUUGUCAACAGCCCGAGACCCAGAGGACCAGAGCAAGGCAUUCAUUCAAGGUUGAAAAGAGGUGUGCCUGGCCAGGCUUGCUGAGGGCCCCCUGACCUGAAGCUGCCACAGAGGGCGUGGGAGGCAGAGACGAACAGGAGGUGCCCGGGACGUAGCAGAAGCACUUAGAGGAACUGACUGGCCCAUGGCAGGCAGGCAUCUAAUAGACUUCCCCUUUCCCAGCCCUCUCCUCUCUUUCCUUUUUCUCUCUUGCUCGCUUAUGCGUCAGUUCCUGAAAGGUGGGGAAACUUCCUGACACUAUGAAGGCCCGCAGAGGGAGGCUAGAGCUCAUUCUGAUCACUGGGUUGGGACCCUGAAGCCUGGGACCCCGCAGCUCCGGCCGGAGAGACACUAAGCAUGUCCCUGGCUGAGGCCAUCAGACUCUGGAAUGAAGGGGUGCUGGCAGCCGACAAGAAGGACUGGAAGGGUGCUCUGGAGGCCUUCAGCGAGGUGCAGGACCCCCACUCCAGGAUUUGCUUCAACAUAGGCUGCAUGCAUACCAUCCUGGAAAACAUGCCGGCAGCCGAGCAGGCCUUCACCAAAAGCAUCAACAGAGACAAGCACUUGGCAGUGGCCUACUUCCAGCGGGGAAUGCUCUACCACAGCAUGGAGAAAUACGACUUAGCUAUCAAAGACCUUAAAGAGGCCUUGACUCAGCUUCGAGGGAAUCAGCUGAUAGACUACAAGGUCCUGGGGCUCCAGUUCAAGCUGUUUGCCUGUGAGGUGUUGUAUAACAUCGCCUUCAUGCACGCCAAGAAAGAGGAAUGGAAAAAGGCAGAAGAACAGUUGGCAUUGGCGACAAACAUGAAGUCGGAACCCAGGCACUCCAAAAUCGACAAGGCCAUGGAAAGCAUCUGGAAGCAGAAACUGUUCGAGCCCGUGGUGAUCCCUGUGGGUAGGCUCUUCCGGCCAAAUGAGAGGCAGGUGGCUCAGCUGGCCAAGAAGGACUAUCUGGGCAAAGCUACGGUUAUAGCAUCCGUGGUUCAUCAAGACAACUUUUCUGGCUUCGCCCCUCUGCAGCCGCAGGCAGCGGAGCCUCCACCCAGACCCAAAACCCCAGAGAUCUUCAGGGCUCUGGAAGGCGAGGCACAUCGAGUGUUGUUUGGCUUUGUGCCUGAGACACCAGAAGAGCUCCAGGUCAUGCCAGGGAACAUCGUCUUUGUCUUGAAGAAGGGCAGCGAUAACUGGGCCACGGUCAUGUUCAAUGGACAGAAGGGACUUGUCCCUUGCAACUACCUGGAGCCAGUGGAGCUUCGGAUUCAUCCUCAGUCGCAGCCCCAGGAGGACACCUCCCCGGAAUCUGAUAUUCCACCCCCUCCUAGUUCCAGCGCCCCAGCAAGAUCCCAGUUGUCACCAGGUCACAAGCAAAAAGAAGAGCCCAAGGAAGUGAAGCUCAGAGUGCCCAUGCCCUACAUGCUCAAGGUGCACUACAAAUACACAGUGGUCAUGGAGACUCAGCUUGGCCUUCCCUACAGCCGGCUUCGGGACAUGGUGGCUAGGAAACUGGUGCUCUUGCCAGAACACACUCAACUGAGCUACCGGCCUCGGGACAGCUCCGAGCUUCUGCUCCUGUCCGAAGAAACCACGAAGGAUGCCUGGGACCAAGUGAACAACCACUGCCUGACGCUUUGGUGUGAGCACACGGUGGGUGAUCAAGGUUUGGUAGAUGAACUCAAGGGAAGUGAAAACUCGGAUGCCCAUACCCGGACAGCAGAGCCUCAGCCUAAGGAAGGAAGCCAAGUGGUAGCAAUCUUCAGUUAUGAGGGUACUCAGCCGGAAGACCUGGAGUUUGUGAAAGGAGAUGUAAUCCUGGUGUUAUCACAUGUGAAUGAAGAAUGGCUGGAAGGGGAGUGUAAAGGCAAAGUUGGCAUUUUUCCUAAAGCUUUUGUUGAAGAACGAGCAGCCAAGGAGCUGGAAGGCACUCCCGGAGAAGUCUAGGAUGCUCCACAACCUGUGACGCUCAAGCAAAGAAGUGCUGCUUUUUCCAAGACUUGCCCAUCUCUGCUGUGCGCUAUACAGACACAUUUGGAAAUGUUCUCUAACAACAUUUCCCUAUCCAAACUGAACCCAUCACACAGUAAUAUGAGAAUUUGGAUGAUUUCCUUGUAGAUGAGAAGGAUGAGAUGAAUUUCUGGAAGGGGAAUGAAGGGGUCUUCUUGGGUGCUGGCUCCCUAGCUGUGGACUUUAUGAGAAUUCCUGAAGCAGGAUGACAAUGGGUACACCUUUGUUAUGAAAAUAGAGCAGGACACCCAGUGUCCAGGCCCAAAAGCUGAGUGGGAAUAUUCUCCCUGUACCUUAAGAAUUUGGUUUCCAGAAGCUUAAAGCAAAUUUACUUGUAAUUCAGAAAGCACACACAUAGUUAACUCAUUAAAAAACAAGCUUAGGUUUCAUUAAAGAGAAGUUAGGCAGAAUCAGGUACCCAUGAACAUUCAGUCUCAAGAAUUAAACUCUUAGAAUGAUGGCUCCUCAUGCCUUGUCAGAUGGACAUUAUUGAGAGUUUAAGAGUGAACAUAUGCCACCAGUACUUGAGUGAUGAAAAGCUGUGUUCAGGAGGCAGCCUGCAGCCCAUUAAGAGAGACAUUCUGCUGCUUUACAUGUAUUAUUCAAGACUAACCCACAUGAUAAAACUCAUGCCAUUUUGGUGGUCCUUCAGGUUACCUGGGGACAGGGACUGCUGAGCACUAGACCUUGGGACCUUACUGCCCUGCCAUAUGGUUUUGCGAACUGUUUUUCAAGUUUGUAGGUGCAAGUGAAAAGCAGGUAGGAAAUGAAGGUUUUUGUUUUUUUUUGGGGGGGGGUGUUUUGCAAGACAGGGUUUCUUUGUAGCCUUGGCUGUCCUGGAACUCGCUCUGUAGACUAGGCUGGCUUCAAACUCAGAGAUCGAGUGCUGGGAUUGGCAGUGAGUUUUACAUAGAAUCACAAUCCAGGUGAGGGCUAGUCAGUGUGAGCUCUGAGCCCUAGCACACUGCUGAAGUUGCCUUUGGAAACUUCGGACAAAUUGAAAGAGAGACCACCCCGAGCCUCAAACAGUUAUCGCUGUCGGUGUUAAUCAGUCAGUGAGGUGUAAAGGCCAGAUGAUAAACUGAAUUACCUCCUGAUAAGCUACAAAAUAAAUGGUUCCUGCCUUUACAGAAGCCACUCUACUAAAGAAUCGUGGCAGUCUAUCAUUUUCUAGAACAAUUCACUGGAAUGCUAAGAAAAGCAAAAUUAACCCCAAAGCCUACCCAGUUGUGACCAUCUCUGUUCCUGCAGGUGGGUGAGUAGUUAAAGUUCUAAGCUGUGUUUUUACUUCUGUAUCCUUUAAGGCAGAAUAAACAGUCCACACACAGAUCUGGUUGGAGAGAACACGGUUUAAUUAAAGGCAAAGCUGAUUUCAGCAGCUGCAGAUCUUGCACAGACAGACAGGAGAAAAAAAAAAAAACAAAUCAAAUCAAAUCAAAACAAAACACAAAGGAAGG